Molecule: messenger RNA, 294 nt
Organism: Penicillium brevicompactum
Lineage: Eukaryota; Fungi; Ascomycota; Eurotiomycetes; Eurotiales; Aspergillaceae
Exons: 2
Coding region: 1-294 (97 amino acids)
Source: RefSeq, a predicted model, not a curated record
AUGGCUGGCCUCACCAACUCCGCCAUCAUUGUCAUUGUUCUUGUCGCCUGUCUCGCAGUCACGGCGUUGGGCGCAUCUCUCUUCAAACACUACAAGCCCGCUGACGGCGAGACCCCAUUCAGCCCGGGCUAUGAGCAGAAGCUAUACAUGGCCGAAGUGCGCGCACGAGGGUUUGAGGAUCUCCAACAAGCAUGCUGGGGUCGCGACCUUGAGUCCCGCUAUGUCCGGCACCCGAGCUACUACCAUCGCCCCCACAUCCAGACCGAAGACACUACCAACACUACAAGCUCCUGA